This is a messenger RNA of Diprion similis, 752 nucleotides long. RefSeq names its product LITAF domain-containing protein. The record is from RefSeq and is a predicted model, not a curated record. Gene Ontology annotation, molecular function: zinc ion binding. Bases 174 to 551 code for a protein of 125 amino acids. The transcript is spliced from 4 exons. Lineage: Eukaryota; Metazoa; Arthropoda; Insecta; Hymenoptera; Diprionidae.
GCACAUUUUUUUCUCAUACACACUCGCACGCAACAACACUCGUGUGUUAACAUCGAAUCACGCGUGCGAUUUCCAAGAAGAAGAAGGAAAGUUGACGCAAUCUCGUGUUGACUGUGUGAUUGCACUUUUGCUUGAAGAUUUUACAAAGCAAUUGAACAGCUAAAUUGACCAAAAUGAAUAAGAACGGCCCACCGCCUCCAUAUGAACCACCACCGACUGCACCGCCUACCUAUUCUCAAAGUGUGGGAGGUGUACCACCUGCCAGUCCUUAUACACCAAUACAAUCGUUUGCAGGAGGUCCAACUAUAGUUACAACAGUUGUACCGGUUGGACCGCAUCCGACACAUAUGAUAUGCCCUCAAUGUGGAACUGAGAUCGAUACAGCAACCAAAACAGAGCCUGGAAUGAUUGCAUAUAUUUCUGGAGUCAUUAUCGCACUACUCGGAUGCUGGUUAGGAUGCUGUCUAAUUCCGUGCUGCAUUGAUGAAUGCAUGGAUGUUCAUCACAGCUGUCCGCAUUGCAAGGCGUACUUAGGUCGCCAUCGAAGAUAAACGAUGUACAGAAAAGUGAAAUUUUAAUCGCUGCAUUUUGACAGAGGGUAUAUAUAAUAUAAGACGAGUAAAAUAAAAACGUAAAGGUAAAAUAUCCAAGCAUGGUAGCUAAAAGUACUGCUGCAGUUAGCAGCACAUAUAGAAUUUCGCAGCUACAUAUCUAUAACAGGGUCGCGGUCGACCGGGAAAGCCGAAAAUAGU